Messenger RNA from Alosa alosa (allis shad), 2973 nucleotides. Its product is annotated as gap junction alpha-9 protein-like. Bases 203 to 1729 code for a protein of 508 amino acids. The transcript has 4 exons. Lineage: Eukaryota; Metazoa; Chordata; Actinopteri; Clupeiformes; Clupeidae. Gene Ontology annotation, biological process: cell communication. Gene Ontology annotation, cellular component: connexin complex. The record is from RefSeq and is a predicted model, not a curated record.
UAUCGCGGUAGCUCUGGACACACAACACAACUGUGAUACAUGCAUCACUGGUACUGGUGACUUUUUACAUGCGCCGAAUUGCACAUUUCUCCUGUAACGCUCACCAUGCGCUCUGGAUUACGUCGAGUGGAUGAAUCUCCUGUCCUGAAAGGCCUUUCCACAUGUGUUCUACUUUUGAAAUGAAAGAGAUGCCCACGUGAAAAUGGGAGAUUGGAAUUUCCUGGGGGGCAUUUUGGAGGAGGUGCACAUCCACUCCACCAUGGUGGGCAAGAUCUGGCUGACCAUCCUCUUCAUCUUCCGCAUGCUGGUACUGGGGGUGGCCACAGAGGAUGUGUGGAACGACGAGCAGGCCGACUUCAUCUGCAACACGGAGCAGCCUGGUUGCCGCAACGUCUGUUACGACCGCGCCUUCCCCAUCUCCCUCAUCCGCUACUGGGUGCUGCAGAUCAUCUUUGUCUCGUCACCUUCGCUCGUCUACAUGGGCCAUGCCAUCUACAAGCUGCGGGUGCUGGAGAAGGAGCGUCACUACAAGCGUGUGGCGCUGCGCCGCGAGCUGGAGAUGGUCGACGUGGAGCUGACGGAGGUGCGGAAGCGGAUCGAACGCGAGCUCCGUCAGCUGGAGACGGGGAAGCUCAACAAGGCGCCGUUGCGGGGCUCGCUGCUGCGCACCUACGUGGCCCACAUCCUCACACGCGCCGUGCUGGAGGUGGGCUUCAUGUCGGGUCAGUACGUGCUGUACGGCCUCCACCUGAAGCCGCUGUUCAAGUGCGAGCGCGAGCCCUGCCCCAACGCCGUGGACUGCUUUGUGUCGCGGCCCACCGAAAAGAGCGUCUUCAUGGUGUUCAUGCAGGGCAUUGCCGCAGUCUCACUCUUCCUCAGCCUGCUGGAGAUGAUGCACCUGGGCUACAAGAAGCUGAAGAAGGGCAUCCUGGGAUACUACCCCAACGUCAAGGAUGAAAUGGACGACUACUACGGUAACAAGUCCAAAAAGAACUCGGUGGUGCACAUGGUGUGCAUGAGCUCGGGGGGGCGCAAGGCAACCAUCCCCACGACAACCAGUGGGUACACGCUGCUGCUGGAGAAGCAAGGCAAUGGGCCCACCUACCCCAUCCUCAAUGCCACCUCUGCCUUUGUGCCCAUCCAGGGCAACCCAGUUGGGCAGCCCGGCGUGGACAUUCCCAAAGACCCAAAAGAUGUUGUGCUGAGCCCCAUGGAGCACAACAGCAACUCCAACAACACCAGCAGCGAGACGCGGUCCCCUCCGCAUGAGCCACAGGAGGAACACCUUCCGCACCUCCUCCACCCCGAGGACCUGGAGCUGGCCAGCUCGGAGUACCCCACACUGCCCGUAGUGGUGGCCGACUCUGCAGCCUCGUGCUCCGUCUUCACGCUGGCACGGAAGCCGCGGCGCGUCAGUGCCCCGUGGACCUGCAGCACGGUGGUGGAGGGCCAGGCCUCGGACAGCGGCUCGGACUCCGCGCGUGGCGUCGGCAUGAAGCCCCGCUGUAGCUUCGCCUCCAGCCGCGCGCGCGCCUUCUCCAAGCCCGACCUGAAGCGCCUCACCAGGCCAGGGAGUCCGGACUCUCUGGGUGGCCUGAGCCUAGAGUCCAGGCACAGCCAUGGUGCUGAGCAUGGCGGCAGCAGCGACGUCGGUUUCUCGCCCGAUCGCCGAAUGUCAUUGGCAAGUAGCGCCAGCAGCAGGCGAGCCCCGACUGAUCUGCAGAUCUAAGCAUCACCGUGCUGCAGAUGUCCUCCAUCUUGAAAAAGCACUGAUGUGAUUAGGACCCUGGGUCCAUGGAACAGUUUGCACUGUUUCUGAAACAUAUUCAUGGGGUCCGGCUGGGCACCUCUCUUGCCACAACAUGGGGAUUCAAGUUCAGGAAAAGAGAAGUGAGUUGUUAACCACUCAUCUUCAUGCCUGUAGAGCCCAUAUUAGAUUUAGGUUUCUGGAUCACAAAAUGAUGUGUAUCUUUUUCCUUUAAGGGUGCAAUAUGUAGUUUCUGUUGGAAACUGGAAAAUGUUUUGUUUUUUUGUCUUUUGUUGCAACUGCCUAUAGUUUUCUGGAUGUGUACAUGAAUAUUUCGUUAUAAAUACCGGUACUCAAGAAAAGAACAUAGCUUACACACUAUGCACUAACAUCAUGAUGAACAUUUUCAAUUCAUUCUUUCUAUAGUGGCACCAUUAUGUUUGAUCUUCAGAGUUAUGUCAAUGAAUAGGGCAACAAAAAUUGAUUAAUUGAUUAGCUGUCAACUAUUAAGUUAUUCAGCAACUAUUUUGGUAAUCAGUUGAUCGGUUUGUGUCAUUUUUGAAUGGGGGAAAAAAAAAAUCUCUGAUUACAGCUUCUUAAACGUGACUAUUUCCAGCUUUACUUACUCCUCUAACUGUUCACUGAAUAUAUUUGGCGUGUGAGCAAAACAAAGCAUUUGAGGACAUGAUCUUGGACUUUGGGAAACAAUGAUUGACAUUUUCUCACCAUUUUAAUCGAUCAAACGCCAAAUGGAUCAAUUAAGAAAAUAAUCAGCAGAUUAACAGACUAUGAAAAUAAUUGUUAUUUGCAGCCCUAACUGUAGCAAGAAAAACUAUAUAUAUGCACCUUUAAAGCUCAAUGUGUGUUCUACACUUUGGCAGUGAAGGUCAAAACCAUUCUUUGUGGUUGCUAGCAAUAUUCCAACCAAAUGCAACUAAUAGUACAUUUUUUAACUGAUUAUUAUUGGUAUGAGGUCAGUAUGAAGGUUGAAUUUUCACUUUUGGAUAAACUAUCCUUUUAAUAUAAUAUUUUUAAUUGUAAGUAAAGUUGUACUAAUAUUUUUCUGAAAAUGAAUUUGUAUUAAAACAAAAGCAAUAAAAUAAAUUAAUUCUUUUACAUGUUUAUGCUUGGUUUAUUUUCCUUGAUAAGAGUAUGUUUUAUGUAACAUUAUGCUUGAAAAUAUGCAUUGAACUUAACAAAAGCUCACUCACAGGAGUUACCUAAGU